AUCAGUCGCAAUUGGACUUUUCAUGGGCAUACAACUGGUGGCGCGUUCGUUUCUUGUUUUUUUUUAUGUUCACGUUUAUUUAAUAUUCAUUCUGCGUUUGAGAAUAAAAAAAACGCAGUUUGCGGCAUUGUUUUGUAAACAAAAGUGGGAAUUAAAUUACAAACUCCAAAGCUAUGGAAGCUUCGUUUUGUGAAUAAAAAAUCAAUAAACAACAAAUAAAUUAAAAAAAUAAAAACAGUGCAAAAAAGUAUGUUUAUAAACAAAACCAACUAUUUUUUGUAAACCCCGUCAAUUGAAAUCAAGUUCAUUGGAAAAAUAAUUAUCCCCCUCCAAAAGAAAAAAAAAUCCAAACAAUGCAAAGCGAGAAAAAUUGUGCUAAAAUUUAAUUCAACAGAGCUGUGAGAACAAAAAGCGAGAAUAAAACACAAAGCUUCAAAUUCAGAAUUAAUUAAAUUUCCGUUCAGUGUUCGUGUGUGUGCUUCUGUUCUAGAUCGGCGGAUUACAAGCGAUCAUUGUGUAAAAAAUAAAAAAAGAAUUACCUCCAAACACCAGAACGCUGAACAAGUUCUCCACCAAUGAUGUUCAUUAAAGUAUGAGCUCUAUUUUACUGUCAUUGCCGCAACGUUACAAACGACAAUUACAAGCAAUGACUUUAGGCGUUAUCAUCAUUUACACCACUUUGGUGUUCUACCAAAGUUCAUAUGGAUAUCCUAAUAUUGAUAUUUCUCAGAAUCCCGCAGCACAAAAAUAUCACAAUCAAAAAAUCAGCGAAGUUCAAACACAUCAUAUGAAACUAUUACAAUAUGAAAGCUCAAGUACAAAUACACCCGCGGUGGCGGCGCCAACUGCAAAUCCAACCUCCAAGCCACAACAUACACAGUCAGAGUCACAGUCAAUGCGGGCUGCAAUGGAGGUGCUAUCGAACCCCGUCCACUCCUCAGUUAUGCAGCCAACAACGGUGAUAAUACGCAAAGAUUUUCAUAGUUUUAAUUUUUCCGAUAUUGAAUUGCCGGUGGAAAGGCCGACAGCAUCGGUCCACUACAUGCGAAAUAAACAUUUGUUGCAUGACCUGUCACAGCGUUCGGUGACGGGUACACCAAAGCCACCCACCACCGAAUUGGAUGAUAUCUUCAUUAGUGUGAAGACCACAAAAAGCUAUCACGACAGUCGUUUGGCCAUGAUUGUCAAAACAUGGUUCCAAUUGGCCAAGGAUCAGACGUGGUUCUUUACAGACACCGAUGAUCCGUACUAUCAGGAAAAGACAAAUGGUCAUUUAAUAAACACCAAAUGUUCUCAGGGUCAUUUCCGCAAAGCUCUGUGUUGCAAAAUGUCUGCCGAGCUGGAUGUUUUCCUGGAAAGUGGCAAAAAAUGGUUCUGUCACUUUGACGAUGACAACUAUGUAAAUAUUCCCCGUUUGGUCAAACUGCUGGAUGAAUACAGUCCCACUGUUGAUUGGUAUUUGGGCAAGCCAAGUAUUUCAUCGCCCUUGGAGAUACAUCUGGAUAGUAAAAACACGACGUUGAAUAAAAAGAUUACAUUUUGGUUUGCAACAGGUGGUGCUGGUUUCUGUUUGAGUCGAGCCUUAACAUUGAAAAUGUUGCCCAUAGCAGGUGGUGGCAAGUUCAUAAGUAUUGGAGAUAAAAUACGAUUUCCUGAUGAUGUUACCAUGGGUUUUAUUAUCGAACAUUUACUCAAGGUGCCCCUUACAGUGGUGGACAAUUUCCAUUCACAUUUGGAACCCAUGGAAUUUAUACGACCCGAUACCUAUCAGGAUCAAGUAUCCUUUAGCUAUGCCCUAAUGAAAAAUCAAUGGAAUGUCGUGAAAGUCGAUGGUUUCGAUACCAAAACCGAUCCGCGUCGUUUCUAUUCGCUGCACUGUAAACUGUUUCCCUACUUCAGUUAUUGUCCCCACAGAUGAUUGGAUCUUUAGAAUAAGAAAAAAAAAAUUGUGUACUAUUUAGAGCAGGUGUGAAUUGAAUUGAAACUUUUUUUGUAUGUUAUUUGUUGAAGAAGGUAACUUUUUGUUAAAAAAAAUCUGUGAUUUAGUUUAUUAAUGCCGCAAAGAAAAACGAAAAAAAUCAAAUUGUAAUAAAUUGUGCUUCCCGUUAAUUUAUUAUAUAAAUAUUAAUUUUUAAUAUAAUCUAUAAGUUGUUAAUUUUAAUAUGUAUGAAUGGAAUUGAUAUAGCGAUAAUUAAUGUAAUAUGUAU
Messenger RNA from Musca domestica (house fly), 2207 nucleotides. Its product is annotated as fringe glycosyltransferase. Gene Ontology annotation, cellular component: membrane. The record is from RefSeq and is a predicted model, not a curated record. Gene Ontology annotation, biological process: regulation of Notch signaling pathway. The coding region runs from base 593 to 1918 and encodes 441 amino acids. The transcript has 7 exons. NCBI's taxonomy places the organism in Eukaryota, Metazoa, Arthropoda, Insecta, Diptera, Muscidae. Gene Ontology annotation, molecular function: O-fucosylpeptide 3-beta-N-acetylglucosaminyltransferase activity.